Messenger RNA from Odocoileus virginianus texanus, 7445 nucleotides. It is a transcript of the gene EPB41, whose product is annotated as erythrocyte membrane protein band 4.1. Gene Ontology annotation, molecular function: actin binding; structural molecule activity. NCBI's taxonomy places the organism in Eukaryota, Metazoa, Chordata, Mammalia, Artiodactyla, Cervidae. The record is from RefSeq and is a predicted model, not a curated record. Gene Ontology annotation, biological process: cortical actin cytoskeleton organization. Gene Ontology annotation, cellular component: plasma membrane; cytoskeleton.
GCUGAAGUUGGCGAUGGGGUCAAGGGUUAGAGGAGGGGUCAGAUAGCAGUGACUGAGCCUGUGGAGGGAGAGCUUGGAUCCUGGGCUGGCUGUUUGACAUUUGAAAGGCUUGGCACAGAGCGCCAUGCACAGUAAGUGCUCAGGAGGCUGCAGUUCUAAUUAUGAUUCGAGAUUUCAGAUGAAGAAGGGACUGAAGCUGGAGACGUUCAAAGGCUUGGCUGGGGCUGGACAGAUAGUAUUGCAGAGACUGAAGGGAAAAAUGGAAGGGAGAGCAAAAUCCAGGCAGAUGCCAGCUGGAAUCUUGGCUCAACCACUUACCUAGGUUUGGAGAUGUGAAGUAAGGGCCCAAGAACCCACAGAGGAGAGUCCCAUCACCUCACUGUGCUCAUCCAUAAAAUGGGAAUAGUAAUUCUGUCUUGGUCCACUUCCUGGGUUACUGGGAGGGUCAAAAUGCCUCUUCGGCAUUUGUGGAAUCAGGUGAGAAGGUGGGGGCUAGUUAUUUUUCAGUUCAAUGCUGUAUGUUUCAGUUCUGGCUGUAUGUUUGUGGGGAGGGAGCAUUUCUGAUAACAACUCUGCAGAGAUGCUUUACCCUCGGGAUGCAUUGGAGACCAGCCCUAUUUAUGUCACCAAUAAAUGUCACCGCUAUUUAUUGAGUAUAAUUAGUUACCAUACACAGGCACUGGGCUUAGAGCUUCACCUCUUGUCUCCUUUCAUCUCUACCUUCUCAGGUGGCCUGCCCCACACUAGAGGCCUCUGAAACCCAUGCCUCCAGCUCCCUCCGGUAACAGCAGCAAACAUUUCUGAAGAGUUUACUCUGUUACUGUGUGCCAAGCACUCUUCAAAAUGUUUUACAUAUAUUAACUCAAUCUUCAAAACCCUGGAAGUGGGUACUAAUACUUUCCCCAUUUUACUGAAGAAUAACUGAGGUGCAGAGAAAUGAAGAAAUAGGCCUGGUAUCACAAAGCUAGUGUGUCAUAGAGCCAGGGUAUGGACCCAAGUUCUUAAGUCUCCUCCUUGAAGUGCUCAUCACAAUUGCAAUUCAGUUUUUAUAAGAUUGCCUCCUCACUGAUUGUAGGUUCCAUGAGGGCAAGGACUGACACCUGGCACACAGUAGGUGCUCAGCUAAUGUUUAUGCACAGGGAUCCCGCUGCUUCCAGUGGGCUGGGCCCUGGGAGACCUCAUGAGCUCAGGGUAGAUUAUCAGAUUGCUGACCAAGAAGGUCUCUGUCCCAGAGGCAGAGGGAGGGUUCCCCUGGGCCCAUGCUCAGGCCAAAGAGGGACCCCGAGGACAUGUUUGCUGGCUGUUCUGUGUCUCACUGAUUUCUUUUCCUUCCACGUGCCACUGUGGCGAUGGCUCCACGGCUUCUCCCCGACGGCUGCGUGACCCCGUGGCUGCUUCUGGCAACAUCAUGACAACAGAGAAGAGUUUAGUGGCUGAGGCUGAAAAUCCACAGCACCAACCACAGAAGGAAGAGGGUGAGGGAGCCACAAACUCCGGUCAACAGGAAACUCAGUUGGAAGAGGCUUCUCAAGCAGCAGCUGAGGGAGAUAAUCAGUGUGAGCAGAAGCUGAAAACAUCUAAUGGAGACACUCCGACACAUGAAGACUUGACCAAGAACAAGGAGCGGACAUCAGAAAACAGGGGCCUGUCACGGCUGUUCUCCUCAUUUCUCAAAAGGCCUAAAUCUCAGGUGUCUGAGGAGGAAGGCAAAGAAGUAGAGUCAGCUAAAGAGAAAGGUGAAGGAGGUCAGAAAGAGAUAGAAUUUGGAGCUAGUCUUGAUGAAGAGAUCAUUUUAAAGGCCCCAAUUGCAGCUCCUGAACCUGAGCUCAAAACAGACCCAUCCUUGGAUCUCCAUUCAUUAAGCAGUGCAGAAACUCAGCCUGCUCAGGAAGAACACAGAGAAGAUCCAGAUUUUGAGACUAAGGAAGAAGGAGGACUUGAGGAGUGCUCUAAAAUAGAAGUAAAAGAAGAAGAUCCUGAAUCAAAAGCAGAGAGAGAAUUGAAAGCUUCCCAGAAAUCCAUCAGAAGGCAUAGAAGCAUGCAUUGCAAGGUCUCUCUGUUGGACGACACAGUUUAUGAAUGUGUGGUGGAGAAACAUGCUAAGGGACAAGACUUACUUAAACGAGUGUGUGAACACCUCAAUCUUUUGGAGGAAGACUACUUUGGUCUGGCCAUUUGGGAUAAUGCAACCUCAAAGACAUGGCUGGAUUCUGCCAAAGAAAUAAAAAAGCAAGUUCGUGGUGUCCCUUGGAAUUUCACAUUUAAUGUAAAGUUUUACCCACCUGACCCAGCGCAGUUAACAGAAGAUAUAACAAGGUAUUACCUAUGUCUUCAGCUUCGGCAGGACAUAGUGUCAGGACGUCUGCCCUGUUCCUUUGCAACCUUAGCGUUACUAGGCUCUUAUACUAUCCAGUCUGAGCUGGGAGACUAUGACCCAGAACUCCAUGGCACAGAUUAUGUUAGUGAUUUUAAACUGGCCCCAAAUCAGACCAAGGAACUUGAAGAGAAGGUCAUGGAACUGCAUAAGUCAUACAGGUCCAUGACUCCAGCUCAGGCUGACCUGGAAUUUCUUGAGAAUGCCAAAAAGUUGUCUAUGUAUGGUGUUGACCUUCAUAAAGCAAAGGACUUGGAGGGCGUGGAUAUCAUCCUAGGUGUCUGCUCUAGUGGCCUUCUGGUUUACAAAGAAAAGCUGAGAAUUAACCGCUUUCCUUGGCCCAAAGUGCUGAAGAUUUCUUACAAACGUAGCAGCUUUUUCAUUAAGAUUCGGCCUGGAGAGCAAGAACAGUAUGAAAGUACUAUCGGAUUCAAACUUCCCAGUUACCGAGCAGCUAAGAAAUUAUGGAAAGUCUGUGUAGAGCAUCACACAUUUUUCAGACUGACAUCUACAGACACCAUUCCUAAAAGCAAAUUUCUUGCCCUGGGAUCCAAAUUCCGAUACAGCGGCCGAACUCAGGCUCAGACCAGGCAAGCUAGUGCUCUGAUUGACAGGCCUGCCCCACACUUUGAGCGCACAGCAAGCAAACGAGCAUCCCGAAGCCUUGAUGGAGCAGCCGUUGAGUCAGCAGACCGAAGUCCUCGGCCCACCUCUGCACCAGCCAUUGCUCCGAGUCAAGCCGCGGAGGGCGGUGUCCCAGGUGCACCUGUCAAGAAAGCACAGAAGGAAACAGUGCAGGUUGAAGUGAAAAAGGAAGAGGCACCACCUGAGGAUGCUGAGCCAGAGCCCACAGAAGCAUGGAAGGUGGAAAAAACCCACAUCGAGGUCACAAUACCCACCCCAAAUGGUGACCAAACACAGAAGCUUGCAGAAAAACCUGAAGAUCUGAUAAGAAUGAGGAAGAAAAAGAGAGAGAGACUAGAUGGUGAAAACAUUUAUAUCAGACAUAGCAAUUUAAUGUUGGAGGAUUUAGACAAAAGUCAAGAAGAGAUCAAAAAACAUCAUGCCAGCAUCAGUGAGCUGAAAAAGAACUUCAUGGAAUCUGUACCAGAACCCCGGCCUAGUGAAUGGGAUAAACGCUUAUCCACUCACUCUCCUUUUCGAACACUUAACAUCAAUGGGCAAAUCCCUACAGGAGAAGGAAACAUAAAUGGCAUUCGCACCGAGGAGGUGGCUGCCGUGACCACGGGGCCAUCUACCAGCCCUGACUCUGACUGGGAGGGCCCCAAGCGUUCAGUAAUUCCUAGUAAGAGCCAAAUGACCUCUUCACCGGAGUCUCCAAAAAACUUUGGCUCCCUCUCCAUAAGCAGCAAGGAGACAGAAGAGAAGGAGCUGGGGGCAGCUGGCUCUCUUGAUAUUAAGGAAAAGCUGAGAGGUCCCGGUGGGGAGUGUGUAGGAGUGGAGGAACAGGCCAGUGCCUUACAGGCCUCAGCAUCACCAGCUUCCUCCCAGCUGCAACUUGGUGAAAAAAAGGCAGAGAGUAGUGAACAGCGUGUUACACCAGGAGAGCCACUUGGAAAGCAAAAUGGAUCAUUUCUUGACUCUCGUGUGGGUAACCAAUUCCCCACCCUCAUUCGAAGUUUCCAGCCUCCCCUGGUAAAGACUCAGACCGUCACCAUCUCAGACACUGCCAAUGCUGUGAAAAGUGAAAUUCCAACCAAAGACGUCCCUAUCGUCCACACCGAGACCAAGACCAUCACGUACGAGGCUGCCCAGACGGACGACAGCAACGGCGACUUGGACCCAGGAGUCUUGCUGACAGCUCAGACCAUCACAUCCGAGACCACCAGCAGCACCACCACAACUCAGAUUACCAAGACUGUAAAAGGUGGGAUUUCAGAGACCCGGAUUGAAAAGAGAAUUGUGAUCACAGGAGAUGCGGAUAUUGACCACGAUCAGGUCCUGGUACAGGCCAUCAAGGAGGCGAAGGAGCAGCACCCAGACAUGUCAGUGACCAAGGUGGUCGUCCAUCAGGAAACCGAAAUCUCUGAGGAGUGAGCUCAGGAACUCUCCCACCCUCUCCCCCUAACCCCUGCUCCCCUGCCCAUCUGCCAUCCCAGAGAAAAACCAGCGGAAUGAUAAAGAAGCUAACCAGCAAUAGUUAGACUUCAGACUUUUAAGAUGAUUGAUUCUAAACCACCAGAAAAUCAAUUUCUUUUUCUAUUUGGAGUUUAUACCAAGAAAGUCUUCUAGACAUCACUGAUCCUUUUGAAUACCUUUUUCUAUAUUGUGAUACCAGAAAUUGUGCAACUUUUCACUCUAUGGACUGUUUUUAAAGAGCUUUUUCUUUUUUUUUUUAAAUGGGGUGGUUUGGAACCCCUUCAGACCAGCCUCUCCCCCACUUACACUGACAGGGUCCAUAGCAUUCUGGAAAUCCUCCAGUGACACUGUCAGCGUGUUGGGGGGACAAAGCUAGCUUAGCGGGGCCUCCCCGAUCCUCGCCUGGUUUAUACUCUGCAGAAACUUCACAAGCCAGCGCUUCCUCAGAGCCAGUGACGUCCCUUUGAGAGAAUGUCAGGCAGGGCGGCCGCCCUAAGGCGCAGACCCUAGGCCAGUGCGCCCCGUCGCCUCUGCUCGGAAGGUAGUGCUGUUUUCCUGCCUCUCCCCCGCUCUUUCUCUUUGGAGCCUCUUUAGAUCAAAGACGUAAGACGUUGCUUCAGACAUAUCUGAUACUGUGAAUGUUUGAACGUAUCCGUGGCCUUCGUUCCUUCCUGCCCUCCUGCCCCUCUUACCUCAUCAGAAGCAGUGGCUCAGCUAAGCGCUCCCCCGCCACCUCCCAUCUCAGGAGACCAAAACUCAUGGGAAAAUAGGCACUUUGGGCCAGAGGCACUGAUAGCACAUGUUUCCCGGCAAUGUGGACAAAGCAAGCUGACAAGAUUUUUCUUUUUUCCUUUUUUUUUUUUAAGGUUUUCUAGUUCUGAGAAUGUGCGCUUGACAGGGGGCGUGGUGGGGUUUACCUCAGUCGGAUCUGCUCAGACGUAUUUCCGGGAGACCAUCCCUGGGCCUCUCUCUCUAAUCCUAGAGUGACAGGGAGUGUAACCCAGCAGGCAAUUGUGGUCCUUGACCUUACUCCUCACCAUUGGCACCUGCCUGCAGACUGUCCUUUCUGGAGCAGGGGGAUGGCUCUCAUGGGCCUCCCUCCCCACAAAACCCACCUUGACAAAGGGGCACAAACGCCAGCUCCGCUCAUUCCCACUUGCCACCUGAGGUCUGUCCGGUUUUGUGGCUUGAUUUUUGUGGUGGGUUUAGGGUUUCUUUUUUUUUUUUUUGAAAAUGAGGAACUGAUGUCCCCAAUUCCACUAUUCCUGGUAAAGAUUUGGGGGGGGGUGCAUUUUUAUUCAGUAGGCCUUCUCUAAUCUUCCAGCUCGCUUCCCACAGAUAGAUCUCCCUACACGGUCUUAGAAUCCUAAGUCUAGGACAGAAGCUCAUCUCCCUGAGGUGGACAGUGGGUCACAGGCAGCCGUCGCUGGGAGCUCCAGGGUGGUGAGCAGAGACCGCUACAAGCCUCUGCUCCCCGCAGUGGGACCCAGCAGCACAUGCCUGGAGUCCACUGGCUGAACUUUGUCUCGACAAACGCAGUUGGUUUGAACUGAUCUCACGUAUGUGUGUUUUUCUCUGAGUCCUUCCUUGAGACUGUUACUGACCCACAGGUAGCGCUCUCUCUGGGCAGGGACGGGGAGGAACUGAGGUAGGAUGUGUGACUGGCUGGGGGGAAGGAGAGCGCCCUGUCUCAGGGACAGACUCACAGCCUGGGAGCGUAGGUCUGGAGCGGCGGGGCUUUCCAGGCGGUGCCCAAGCCAAGGCUUUGUGGCCCGGAGCGGUGGCGAGGUUGGAAAUCCAGCUCACGUCAAGCAGGUGUGCCAGGAGAGCUCGCUUGCCAGCGGCCAGCUCUGCCACUCGGAAGAGCUGCAGGAGCCCAGAGCUGACGGCUGUGGAGUGGAGACGGGCAAAGGACGAGGGCAGGGCACGUGCGUCGGGAAUCUGCGGCGCCCCUGUAUCCCAUGGCACCCGCUCAAAGUGGCUGCUUUCACAGCCCAGGACCACACCUCGGGGGCCUGAACUUCCCCUCGGUCCGUCACCAGCUGGCUUCACUUCCCCCUGCUUCCCUGACUAUAAACUGGACCAGAAGAUCUCCAAAGCCCUGCCGGCACUGAGAAACCACGAUAUGGACAAGCCAGCGCGAGGGGUGUCCUUCCAAGCCUCUUUCACCUUCCUCCCUCUCUGGUUAACGAACUUGGGGUUUGGCAAUUGUUUGAAUUUUUUUUUCUUCCUGCAAUUGUGUGCAUGCAUGCGUGAGAAGAAAAACAGACUGUCCAGGUGGAAAUGGUGAAGAGGGGAGAAGAGUUCAUUUCCAAGGUCAACAGCUUGGCAGCCAUUUUCCUAAAGUGACUCAGACACACCACAGUAACAACUCUCGCUGCAAUUUGAUUUUUAUUCCACUUGAGAAAUAAAGAUUUCCUCCAAGCCACGUGAGGUCUCUGUCAACCCUCCCACCCACAAAGCAGGACCUGAAUUUAUCAGCUGAGGGCCCACAGAGCCUGGCUGCAGGGACCUGUCAGGGAAUCUCUGCCCGCCCCCAGCCCCCACCGUGUGUUCUUCGGGGCAGCUAAGGGUGGCGAGGCAACAGUCCACCUUUGGAAAUGGAGCCAGAGCUACAGCCUGACCAACACCAAGGAAUGCUCAUGGGAAAUACCUGCCCAGUAUCUCAGUCCCCGGGCUGGCUGGUUCUACAAAUCUCUCUCAAAUGUUUUAUUUUGGUGACAAAAAUGAAGGAGCUUUGUAAAUUAAAAAAAAAAUUAUGAAUCAUAUCAAGUAGUUGUUUACAUUUCUCGACAAAAUAGGAAACUAUGGCAGCCGAAUCAAAUUGACAAAAACCUUAGAUUAAAUAGGCAAUAUUUAGGUCUGCCAUCUCGGCCUUUUGUAGUAAGAGAAGUGGUAGUGUUUAGAUACUGUUUGGUCUUGCUUCUUCUUGUGUUGCAUUUUUCAAUAAACUUAAAAAAAAAAAAAAAAA